GAGGCCUUGUUUUGCUAUAUUAGGGAAAUGCGGACUUUCCUUUCUUGAACUACGAUUUUUCCCCAACACGCACUUUCUCUCUCUCUGUCUCUCUUUAUCUAGUUUCUCUCUCCAAAGUCUUCUUUAAUUGGUGACUUUUGGUGGUAGCUCUGAUCAACAGGUAUCGAGAAUGGCGAGAGAGAAGAUCAAGAUCAAGAAAAUCGACAACAUUACGGCGAGGCAAGUGACUUUCUCUAAGAGAAGACGAGGGCUCUUCAAGAAAGCUGAAGAACUCGCAGUUCUUUGCGAUGCUGAUGUUGCUCUCAUCAUCUUCUCCGCCACCGGAAAGCUCUUCGAUUAUGCUAGCUCAAGCAUGAAAGAUAUACUUAGAAAGUACAAUGUGCAUGCUAAUAACAGUGAAAAGAUGGACCAACCUUCCCUCGAACUGCAGCUAGAGAAUACUAAUAAUCAUGCCAGAUUGAGCAAGGAAGUUUCAGAGAAGACCAAUCAACUCAGGCAGAUGAGGGGAGAUGACCUUCAAGGGCUAAAUAUAGAAGAAUUGCAGCAGUUAGAAAGAAUGCUUGAAUCUGGACUCAGCCGUGUGCUUAAGACUAAGGGAGAACGAAUCAUGAAUGAAAUUGCCACCCUUCAAAGCAAGGGUGCUCAGUUGAUUGAAGAGAACAAGCAACUGAAACAGAAGAUGACAAUGAUUUCUAAAGGAAAGUGGGGAGUGGGAGUGGCUAAUGUUGGGGCGGAGUCGGAUAAUCUGGUACCGGAAGAAGGGCAGUCGCCGGAGUCCAUCACCAACGGCUGCAGCUGCAACAGUGCUCCACCGCCAGAGGAUGAUUGCUCCGACACAUCUUUGAAGCUAGGGCUCCCUAUUAACUAGCUCAAACUGUAAGGAAGGAGAUGGAAGAGAUUCCAUUAGGAAUAAACGCCUUUGCUACCUGCAGUUGAGAGAUAACACUUUGACAACAAAAGAUGACAAUGCCAAUGUUUUGUGUGUGUUUGUGUUUUGUGUUUGGUUUUUAUAUUCGUAGCAGAAUUGUUACGUUAAAAUAUGAGUACAAACACUGGUAGAUGUAUGUAUUUAAAGAAACGGGUCGUAUUUACAUUCAUUCCAUACCUGGAAUGCCACAGCAGCUUGUUGAAACAUCUUUUGUAAGUUUGCAUUUUGUUUGAGAAAAAACAUGUGAAAUGGUGAAAGAAAUGUGAAAUUUCUAUGUAUGU
Messenger RNA from Camellia sinensis, 1209 nucleotides. RefSeq names its product MADS-box protein JOINTLESS. The record is from RefSeq and is a predicted model, not a curated record. Gene Ontology annotation, biological process: positive regulation of transcription by RNA polymerase II. Gene Ontology annotation, cellular component: nucleus. NCBI's taxonomy places the organism in Eukaryota, Viridiplantae, Streptophyta, Magnoliopsida, Ericales, Theaceae. Gene Ontology annotation, molecular function: protein dimerization activity; RNA polymerase II transcription regulatory region sequence-specific DNA binding; DNA-binding transcription factor activity.